AUAAAGCAUGCUGUGUCUGUAAUUGCCACCAUAAAAGCAUUCAACGUAGCUACGCAUGAGAUCCGUGUCCUUGCCCAUGCCCUCGGACGCAUAAGUGCAGCAGGAAAUGGACUCACAGGCAUCUGGGGCCUCACAUCUGGCUUCAGCCAGUUCAUCACAAUGGCGAUGUUCAUGCAAGGAUUCUGGUUCGGAGCUCAUCUUGUCCGGGAAGGAAAGAAUACGCCUGGUCAAGUUAUGAGUGUUUUCUGGGCAUGCCUUAUUUCAACGAGCAACCUCCAAAUGGCC
Suillus paluster is the source of this 285-nucleotide messenger RNA. RefSeq lists its product as uncharacterized. The record is from RefSeq and is a predicted model, not a curated record. The transcript has a single exon. The annotation marks the transcript as partial. Gene Ontology annotation, molecular function: ATP binding; ABC-type transporter activity. Gene Ontology annotation, biological process: transmembrane transport. Lineage: Eukaryota; Fungi; Basidiomycota; Agaricomycetes; Boletales; Suillaceae. Gene Ontology annotation, cellular component: membrane.